AUGCCGACCCAACUCACAGGGCGCACGAAGCCCACGAAACUCAAAAAGGCGAUCCGCGGUGGUCAAAAACGCAAACGCGACGACGUCGAUGUGGAAAGUCUGGAAUCGGCGGUCCGCGAGCUCGACCUUUCAACGCAAUACACCAACUUCACCGAUCUGCCCCUCUCAGAACCCACCAAGGCAGGAUUGAAAGCAUCGGCCUUUGCCACCCUGACCGACAUCCAAGCCAAAGCGAUUCCGCUGGCGUUGAAAGGAAAAGACAUUUUGGGCGCGGCGAAGACGGGAAGUGGGAAGACUCUGGCGUUUUUGAUCCCCGUCUUGGAGAAUUUAUACCGCACACAAUGUGUCGGGGGAGAUGCGGGACUGGGGGCGUUGAUUAUUGCUCCGACGAGGGAAUUGGCCAUUCAGAUUUUCGAAGUGUUGCGGAAAUUGGGGAAGAAGGGACAUUUGUUCGCGGCGGGUCUGGUGACGGGAGGUCCUAAUCUCAAGGCCGAACAAGAGGCGUUGAGUCGGAUGAAUAUCGUCGUCGGUACUCCCGGAAGGUUGUUGCAGCAUUUGUCCCAAACUGCGGCGUUUAAUGUGGAUAAUCUGCAGAUGUUGGUCUUGGAUGAGGCCGAUCGCAUUCUGGACAUGGGAUUUCAACGCGAUGUGGAUGCUAUUUUGGAUUAUCUGCCCAAAACCCGCCAGACGAUGCUCUUCAGUGCCACUCAGACGAAGAAAGUGGGCGAUUUGGCGAGAUUAUCCCUCCAUGAACCCGAAUACGUCUCCGUGCAUGAAGCAGCCGCAUCGUCGACUCCCAAGUCUCUGCAGCAAAACUACGUCAUCACUCCCUUGCAAGACAAACUCGACACCCUUUGGUCCUUCAUCCAAUCCGCCAAGAAAUCCAAACUCCUCAUCUUCCUCUCCUCCGGAAAACAGGUCCGUUUCGUCUACGAAUCCUUCCGACACAUGCAGCCCGGAAUUCCCCUCCUCCAUCUGCACGGCCGACAAAAACAAACCGCCCGUCUGGAAAUCACACAGAAAUUCUCCACUUCCAAAAACAGCUGUCUCUUCGCCACCGACGUCGUGGCUCGCGGGUUGGAUUUCCCCGCCGUGGAUUGGGUCGUGCAGGUCGAUUGUCCCGAAGACCCAGAAACAUAUAUCCACCGGGUGGGUCGUACGGCACGUUACGAACGAGACGGUCGCGCCGUCCUCUUCCUCGACCCGAGUGAAGAGGAAGGAAUGCUCCAAGCGCUGGAAAGGAAGAAAGUUCCGAUUGAGAAGAUCAAUGUCAAAGCGAAGAAACAGACGAGUAUCAAGCCGCAAUUGCAGAGCAUGUGUUUUAAGGAUCCGGCGUUGAAGUAUUUGGGUCAGAAAUGUUUUGCCAGUUAUGUGCGCAGUCUGCAUAUUCAAAAGGAUAAGACUAUCUUUCGCAUUGAAAAAUAUCCCUUGGAAGAGUUUGCGGCGAGUCUGGGACUUCCCGGUGCGCCGAGGAUUAAAUUCUUGAAAGCGGAUCAGGAUGCUGUCAAAGCGAAGAAGAACGCUAGUCGACAGGCCAUGCUUUCGGAUUCGGAGGAUGAGGGAGAGGAGGAGGAGGAGGGAGAGAAGAGUAAGAAGAAGGAAGUCAGGACGAAAUACGACCGCAUGUUUGAACGACAGAAUCAGGAUAUCCUCGCGGAUCAUUACUCCAAGAUGAUAGCCGCAGAUGACGAACAAGACGUGGAUCGGAAUAAAUUCGACGGAGAACAAUCCGCCGACGACGAUCUCUUCGAUGUGAAACGUCGCAUCCCAGCGGGCGGGGACUCAGAUUCCGACAAUGAACUCCCUGCCGCCAGGACCAUGGACGGAGAAAUCGCCAAAGCAGUCACCAUUGACGGCGCCAAGAACCCUCUAGUAUUGGACUCCAAACGCAGGGAAAAAUUACUGAAGAGUAAGAAGAAGUUGUUGAAAUUCAAGGACAAGGGACAUAAACUCGUCUUUGACGACGAAGGGAACGCGAGAGAAAUCUACGAAUUGGAAGAUCUCGCCGACUUUGAAGCUCGAGGGGAUGCGCAGGCUCAGCGGGCUAAAUUUGUGGCUGAGGAGGAGGAGAGGGUUCGGGAGGCGGAUGUGGAGGAUAAAGCUGCUGCCAAGGAGAAGCGGAGGGCGAAGAAGGAGAAGAGGAAGGCGAGGGAGAGGGAGGAAAUUGGUAUGGAUGAAGAGAGUGAUGGUGAUGAUGGGGUUACGUUCCAUGGAGGUGGGGAGGAUGCUUUGGCGAAUUUCUUGGCUGAUGCGAGGGAGGGGAGUGAGGGGAGUGAGGAGAGUGGGGAGGAGGAGGAUCAACAGCCCAAGGCGAAGAGGGCGAAGAAGUGGUUUGAGGAGAAGGGGAAGAGGAAGGAUUUGGGUGGUGGUGAGGAGAGGGAGAUUGAGACUUUGGGGGAUUUGGAGGCUGAGGCUGCGAGGUUAUUGGGUUGA
This is a messenger RNA of Ramularia collo-cygni, 2433 nucleotides long. RefSeq names its product probable ATP-dependent RNA helicase DBP4. Gene Ontology annotation, molecular function: ATP binding; nucleic acid binding. The transcript has a single exon. NCBI's taxonomy places the organism in Eukaryota, Fungi, Ascomycota, Dothideomycetes, Mycosphaerellales, Mycosphaerellaceae. The record is from RefSeq and is a predicted model, not a curated record. Gene Ontology annotation, biological process: rRNA processing. Bases 1 to 2433 code for a protein of 810 amino acids. Gene Ontology annotation, cellular component: nucleus.